GAAAUAAGCAUUCAGCUGCUCUGAAGAAUGAAGAUGCUGCUCAAAGGAAAGCAGCUCUGGAAGCUGCUAUGAGAAAGAAGAUUGAAUUUGAAAAAAAAGCACUGCAUAUUGUUGAACAACUCCUGGAAGAGAAUAUUACUGAAGAGUUUCUUCUGAAUUCUGGAAAAUUUAUUACUCCAUCUCACUAUAAAGACAUUGUUGAUGAACGGUCUAUCAUCAAACUAUGUGGAUAUCCUCUGUGUCAAAAUAAACUGGAAAAUGUGCCAAAACAGAAGUACAGAAUUUCAACAAAAACGAACAGAGUUUAUGAUAUCACUGAAAGAAAGUGCUUUUGCAGCAACUUUUGCUAUAGAGCAUCCAAAUAUUUUGAAGCUCAGAUUUCCAAAAGUCCAGUAUGGAUGCGAGAAGAAGAAAAACCACCAGACAUAGAGCUGCUGAAGGAGGGACAGAGUGGGCAAUCUGGAGAAGAGGUGAAACUAUGUGAUGAAGUAAUUAAAGCUUCUGACAUUGAAAAUCCUAGGAUAUCUUCAAAUCCAUGUGAAUCUGGUUCUCAUGACACAGCCAGUGACAGCAGUAGUGAUAAUGAACAAGAAUUUGUUUCUUCUGUUCUAACAGGAAGUCAGUCAAGUUCAGCCAGUUUUGCACAGCAAUUGCACAGAAACAGCAUCCUCAAGAAGAAGCAUGCUCAGAAAGUCUAUUCCAGCCCUAAAACUGAAGACUCAGAUGUGGUAGAAGCCACUGAACGACUAUCUAAUUGUAAAUUGGAUGCUCAGGAAGAAGUGUAUGCCUGCUCUGUUCAUAAUAAAAUAACUGCAACGCCUUCAAAAAAUACUACUCUAGGAAAAUCAAGUGCUUCAGAAAACUAUGAAAACACCUGUAGUCGUUCACAGAUAGUUUUUCUAGGUGUGAGCAAAAGAGGGGCAGAACAUCUUAAAAGAACACUAGCUAACUCAAAAGAAAAUAAAAAAACUGACCUGAGGGAUCCAGUUAACUCCAAAGGCAGUUUAUUAGAAGUGCUUAAGCAAACUCUUAUGGAAUGGAGAACUGAGGAAACUUUAAAAUUUCUCUAUGGCCCGAAGUACACUUCUUUGUGCUCAUCAGAAUGCGUAUCAUCUGCCAGCCAGGAGAAUGAAGAACUUGAUGAGGAUGACUUAGAUCCAGCUGAUGAUCCUAAUGCUGUUGCUGUAGAAGAGUCUGAAAACAGUUUGAACUAUUCUUUACCUUUCACAAGUCCAGGUGGAAUAGUUAAGCCUGUGCCUAGUUACGAAAAGUUAAAAGAAGAAACAGAGUUCUUAGAGCUCCGAGUAAGAGAGUUCUAUAAAGGGAAGUGCAUCUUGGCUGAAGAGGCAGUGACACGUACACCGGCAGAGGAACACCCAAGCAAAGACAAAGUAAGUGUACAGUGGAAUCUCACCUUCCCACUUGUUGAUUCAAAUGCACAAAUGCAGAUUAGAAAGCGAAUUGUCCUUGAAAAACUGAGAAAAGCGUUACCUGCAGUUUUGGGCCCUCUUCAGAUUACUCUAGGUGAUGUUUACACAGAGCUAAAAAAUCUUGUCAAAACUUUCCGGUUAACGAACAGAAAUAUCAUUCACAAAAUGCCUGAAUGGACUCUGAUUGCUAUUGUUUUGUUAUCUGUAUUGUCACAAACUACUCCACUUUUCAAGAACACUCAGCUGAGCCCAACGUAUACACAGUUCCUGACUACACUGCUGGAAGAACUGCAUUUCAAAAAUGAAGAUCUGGAAAGCUUAACAAGAAUAUUUAGAAAGGACUGCCUCCUUGAAUGGUCAGUCAAUUUUAAGCUAUGUUGCAUGUCAUAA
Antrostomus carolinensis (chuck-will's-widow) is the source of this 1820-nucleotide messenger RNA. RefSeq names its product RNA polymerase II associated protein 2 (gene RPAP2). Lineage: Eukaryota; Metazoa; Chordata; Aves; Caprimulgiformes; Caprimulgidae. Gene Ontology annotation, cellular component: cytoplasm; nucleus. The annotation marks the transcript as partial. The record is from RefSeq and is a predicted model, not a curated record. The transcript is spliced from 11 exons. Gene Ontology annotation, molecular function: RNA polymerase II CTD heptapeptide repeat phosphatase activity; RNA polymerase core enzyme binding.